Messenger RNA from Clupea harengus (Atlantic herring), 1177 nucleotides. It is a transcript of the gene mettl21ca, whose product is annotated as protein-lysine methyltransferase METTL21E. The transcript is spliced from 3 exons. The record is from RefSeq and is a predicted model, not a curated record. NCBI's taxonomy places the organism in Eukaryota, Metazoa, Chordata, Actinopteri, Clupeiformes, Clupeidae. Bases 60 to 722 code for a protein of 220 amino acids.
UGACUGUGGUUAUAUUAUACUUAGGUGCUGUUGAGGAUGAUGAGCUAGCAAAAGCAAUCAUGGAAAGGCGCUUCGUGCCAUCCCUGAUCACCACGGAAGCUUGGGAAGGCUACACUUUUGCUGGCCUGGAUAUCCGCAUCAAAGAGUCUACAGACUACUACGGAGCUGUGCUCUGGCCAUCAGCCAUAGUGUUGUGUCAUUUUCUGGACUCUCACCGUGAAACGUACAACCUGAUGGACAAGAAUGUCAUUGAGAUAGGUGCUGGAACAGGCCUCGUCACCAUAGUAACCAGUCUCUUAGGAGCAAGGGUGACAUCGACAGACCUGCCAGACAUUUUGGGGAACCUUCGGUACAAUGUUAACCGUAAUACUAGAGGACGCUGUCAACACCCACCACAUGUGACUGAGUUGACCUGGGGCAAUAACGUGGAAGAAACCUUCCCCCGUGCCUCUGAUUGUUUUGACUACAUCAUGGCAGCUGAUGUGGUCUACGCACACCCAUAUCUGACUGAACUCAUGGAGACGUUUGACCACCUGUGUCAGGACAACACGGUGAUCUUGUGGGCUAUGCGCUACCGCCUGGACCGUGAGAAUACAUUUGUAGAACGUUUUCAGAAACUCUUCCACUUAGAGGAGCUCUAUGACCUGCCCAGCCUGAUGAUCAAGCUCUUCCGGGCCACCAGGAGAUUCCCUUGUUCUCAACAACACAGAUGCCCAGCCUGACAGACACAAGGGUUACCAUGGCUACAGUAGCCUACUAUGUGUAUGCCCUUUAGUGUAUGUCCAAUUUGUCCCAGUGCAUAUGUGUUUGUGUCACUGAAACUUCAAAUCAGUGCAUUUCCAGCUUUGUCUACAUAUUUUCUGUGACCUUUUUCUAAUGUUUACAUAGGCAACUACAAUUAUAUAAACAUAGGUUUGGUGUAUGUCUGCAUUGACAACAUCUAUUCAUCUCUUUAGAUGUAGGGCUUUAGAACAGUCAAAUCAGUAGGAGUUCAAAUCAAAAGAUCCAGGAUUUUAUAAUAUUAAAUGAAAUAAGCUUAAUUCACAUUGAAGUACUUUGAAGUGGGCUUACAGGCCAAAGACACACAUAGUAUAAGGUGUUUUUAAAGCUCAUCCUUGACGUUAAUGGGAUGACAACAACAUACACAAUACCAUUUGGGUGGGUAUUAAACACAUGA